Heterostelium album PN500 is the source of this 984-nucleotide messenger RNA. It is a transcript of the gene eIF3s3, whose product is annotated as Mov34/MPN/PAD-1 family protein. The record is from RefSeq and is a predicted model, not a curated record. The transcript has a single exon. Gene Ontology annotation, cellular component: cytoplasm; cytosol; eukaryotic translation initiation factor 3 complex. Gene Ontology annotation, molecular function: translation initiation factor activity; protein binding; metallopeptidase activity. NCBI's taxonomy places the organism in Eukaryota, Evosea, Eumycetozoa, Acytosteliales, Acytosteliaceae. Bases 1 to 984 code for a protein of 327 amino acids.
AUGAAUAUAGAUCAACAAAUCGAAGCAGAUUUCAACAAUCCAAAGUUGGAUGUCGUACAAAUCGAUGGUAUCGUCGUCAUGAAGAUCAUCAAGAACUGCAAAGAGUACUUGCCAGAGUUGGUACCAGGACAGUUGUUGGGUAUCGAUAUUGGCACCAGCUUGGAGGUGAGCAGUUGCUUCCCAUUCCCAAACUUGCGUGACCAAGAGGACGAUCUCAACGAGGGUGGCAUCGCAGAGUAUCAGUUGGAGAUGAUGCGUUUCUUGCGUGAGGUCAAUAUCGAUUCAAACACAGUCGGUUGGUACACCCCAACCUACUUGAAUUCGUUCUUCAACGAAUCGGUCAUCGAAACACAAUACAAAUAUCAAUCGGCAAUCAACCAGAAGUGUGUGUUGCUCGUGUACGAUCCAAUCAAGACCGCACAAGGAACACUCUCGUUGCGUUGCUACCGAUUGACCACCACCUUUAUGGAGUUGUUCCGUAACCACCCGUACAGCCGUGAGCGUAUGGACAACGCUGCACUCUCGUUCGCCGACAUCUUUGAGCAGAUUCCCAUCCGUAUCCACAACGCACAGCUCAUCAACGCAUUGCUCUACGAGUUGCGUGACGAUUCCAUCUCGAAUUUCGACCGUUUGAACAUCGGUAACAAUCUUUACUUGGAGAAGGUCGUCGAGGGUAUGACCGACUGCGUCGACUCGCUCUCACAGGAGGUUAGCAAGGUUGCCAACUACCAACGUCAAUACCAACAACAACAGUUCAUUCGUAACUCUUUCAUUCAAAAGAAGACAUUGGAAGGACAAAAGGUCGAAGAAGAAGAGAUUGCCGCUCACGUCGCUUCCAUGGUCAACAAACCAUUGCACGCACCAUCAAAGGUCACCAGUUUAUUGCUCACCAACCAAAUCAACAACUAUUGCGAUCAACUUUCAUCAUUUUGUGGAGGUAGUCUGACAAAAUUAUCUCUCUACAGAGAAUUGACAAACAAAUAA